ACAGGCGUUGACCAUGACGACGAGCGUCAACAGAGGCGGUUUGACAGAUGAGCAGCGGAGCGGCUUCAUCCGGAGCCGAGAGAAGCGACCGGAGCCGGGCCCAGAGACGGACUGGGUGGGAGCAGAGCCGAGGCCAGAGCCGCCGAGCGAGCCUCGCCAUGUCCGCGGAGAAGAGCGCGGCUCCCUGCAGCAAGUUCCAGGCGAACGUUUUCAACAAGAGCAAAUGUCAGAACUGCUUCAAGUCCCGGGAGCUGCAUUCGCUCGGCGACCGCGACAUGGAGCAGGCCAAACCCGUCUACGGCGGCUGGCUGUGUCUGGCUCCGGAGGGCACUGACUUCAGCAACCCCAUGCAGCGCUCCAGGAAGUGGCAGCGUCGCUUCUUCAUCCUGUACGAGCAUGGCAGCCUCAGCUUCGCUCUGGACGAGCUGCCCAGCACACUGCCGCAGGGAACCCUCAACAUGAAUGUGUGCACCGACAUCACGGACGCGGAACCGCGGACGGGCCAGAGGAACGCCCUCUGCCUCGUCACCCCAGAGCAGGAAAUCUUCAUCCGUGGGGAGAGUAAAGAGAUUAUCAAUGGGUGGAGUGAACAGCUCUCUGUUUACCUGCGCACCAACAAGCAGAGCGUGAAGAAGAAACGGAAGGUGGAGCCAGUGGGGACUCAGGAGCCCAGUCCAGCAAAGAUGGCCGCCACCGAUCCCAGCUGUCCGUCGAUGGAGAGAGCAGCAGAGCCAUGGCAGGAAGAGCAGGCGAGCAGGGGGGUGCAGGAGAGCCCCAUCUGGACCGGAGCAGACCCGGACCCCAUGGGCCCAGAGCAGACCCCUGCAGGUGUCACAUGUCCUCACCUGAGCUCCGGCGAGUCCUUGGACUCAAUAACCAGUGGAACAUCAGCGGAGCCCGACAAGGUCCAGGACGGCAGCAGAAGAGUGGACGAGCCAGCAGAGAGGCGGCGGUGUGCAGCGCCUGAGGAGACGGCGGCCGUGUCCAGGGCUGGUCGCAGCGAGGCCCGAGCUGCCCCUCGAGAGAAACUGCAGUCGUGUGGGGACGUCACGCAGCUCUCCGUCCCUUUACAUCCCCCUGAGAGGAGGUCACGCUCCCUGGACCGCAGGACGUCGGACACGGUCAUGACGCCUGAUUUAUUAAACUUCAAAAAAGGCUGGAUGGUCCUGCUGGACGACAGCGGGCAGUGGAAGAAGUAUUGGUUUGUGCUUUCCACCGACAGACUGAGGUACUACAAAGACUCCAUCGCUGAAGAGGCAUCUGACUUGGAGGGUGAACUGGAUUUAUCCAAGUGUUACAAUGUGUCUGAGUACCAGGUCCAGAGGAACUAUGGCUUCCAGAUCCACACUUCCACAGACGUCUACACUCUGUCGGCCAUGACUUCUGGGAUACGGAAGAACUGGAUUCAGGCCCUGAUGAAGAACGUCCAUCCAGCUAAUGCCCCUGGUGUUGCCAGUUCGCCGACCCUCCACCUUUCCUGCAGCACGCCAGAGGUUCUCCCCAAACCGGAUCUGACUCAGGAUUCGCGCUCGGCCGGCACCUCAGCAGAACCCAAGCCUCGCAGUGUGCUGGAAAGACGGCGGGAGGGCCGCAACAAAACCUUCGACUGGGCCGAGCUUCUGCCUCUGAAGUCGGGUGACUCGGACUCUGAGACAGGAAAGAUUCUCUUCUCACUGGAACUGAGCGACCGGGAGAGAAGGAAGCGUCGAGAAGAGAGGAGGAGGCGAUACGAGACCAUGCUGGGCUUCUCUCUGGCCUGGGAGGUGGCUGGAGAUCCUCUGAAGUCUAAGAAGCAUCUGGAGGGCGAGAUAGAGUUGUACUGGAAGCAAGUGGAGACCACCAUGUUCAGGCUGGAGCGGACCGUCCCGCUUCAUGGCACUAAACAUCCCACGGAGCUGGAGAAGCUGCUGGACGACUACAGGACCAAGGUUGAAGACUUGAAGCUCCAGCUGAUGGACUCAGAGCGACGCAGACUUGAGGCGGAGGCUCUGCUCAGUCAACAGGGAUUCUGUGAGCAGCAGCAGCAGCAGCAGCAGCAGCAGCAGCAGCAGUGUGUCUGUCCACAGUGUCCUGAGCCGGACUCCAGUCCGGAGGACAACAUCAAAGUGGAACAUGAGACUCCAAGCAUCUGGCUGCAGGACACAGACGGUAACUUCCAGGAGCUGAGACAGUUGCUGGACGACUGGACGGAAGCAGAUGUGCCGACCUCGCCGGCAUCGUCCCGUGGUGAGGAGCAGUCCGAAGGUUUGGACCUCCAGAACAAGGAAGACCAAGGUCUUCUCAUACUGGAGAAGUCCAAAGUAGACAACAGUCCAGACCAGACUGUUCUUCGUAGACUUGCCCAGGAGGUGGAGCUGCUCACCGACCAGAAUGAAGCUCUCAACCAACGCAACCAGGAGAUGCUGAACCAGCUGACGGAGGCCGACCGUGAGAUUGAGCGGCUGAAAGCUGAGCUGAACGGCAGGUACGGUGAAGCUCACCACCACCUGGAGGCAGAGAAGUUAGAGAGUCUGGAGAAGGAGUUGAGUUUGCGUGACCAGCAGCUCCUGGAGGCUCAGGCACUCGUGGCCUCCCUGGAGGAGAGUCUGAAGGACACAGAAGCGCUUCUGAGGGAAAGUGACCAGCCGGAGAAGAGUGUCCAGAAGUCGGAGGGAUACCUGCUGCGGUGCUUUGAGGCGACGGAAGCGAAGCUCACCGAGCUGGAGAGGAGGUUGAGCCAGUCAGAGCUGACGCGCAGAGAGCUGCAGGAGCAGAACGCUGAGCUGAAGGAAGCGGAGAUCAGAAGGUUGGCUGAGGAGGAAAGUCGAUCAGGAGAAGACAGAACACAGAAAGUGAUAGAAGGUUUGAUAGUAAGGUCCAGGGUUCUGGGCGAGCUACUGGAGGUGAUGGACAGGCUGGGGUUGGGUGUGCAGGAGAGAGCUACUGAAGGUGGGGUGGUCCGUCAGCUGAGGUGGGAGGAGGACGCGUGGAGUUCUCUGCUCGGUGAAGUGAAAACAUCCCCAGUGGGGGAGGAGAGUGAGAAGCUCCUCAGCGACAUCACUGAGCAGAAGAUGGUUGAGGCGAGAAUGAUGCUGCUCGGCCACAACUUGCUCUCUGGAGAAGACCUUCUGAGCGGUGAAGACACGACACAUGUGAAAGCUGUCGCAGAUGUGAAGACCUCAAUCUUGAACAAAGUCGCCGCCUCAGUGUCCAAACAUGAAGACCUGCAGCUGAUGGCUGAGCAACUGCUUCUCCUGUCGGAGCGUCCGUGCUCCGCUCUGCUGCACUCGGCAGCCACUGAAGCUCUUGUCAGCUGCCGUGUCAGCAGGCUGCAGGCCGAGCAUCAGCUGCAGCUGGAGGAGACCAAGGAGCGUCUCCUGGCCUCCUUCAUCUGCUGCAGUUGUGACAUCCUGCAGGAGCAGAACCAGCAGCUCUCGGACCAACUGCGGGACUUAGAAGAAGCUCUGAAGCAGAUGUCCAGUGAUAGCGUGACCACAGGUUCCCAAACAGAAGGUUGUGAUCAGCCAGAGGCCGAGGAGGAGGCGCAGCUGGGACACAGGGAGGCCUCAGAGGGAAACGCAGCCGAGGAAGAGAGGGUUCUCCGGCUGACCAGGGAGGUGGACGUCCUGCAGCAGCGACUGUCCAUCACAGCGGAGCAGCUAACCGCGCAGUGGGAGGAGAAGAUGAGGUUGGCACUGGAGCAGCAUGAUCAGGAGAUGGAGAAGUUGAAGGCCACGUGCGAGUCUGCCCUCACCUCCUUGGAGGACUCUCACCUCAAGCUGGUGGAGGAGCUCCGGCGGAGACACCAGCAGGAGUUGGAGCGCCUCCUGUCGGAGAGAGACAAGCUGCUGGAGGAGGAGACUGCAGCGACCGCCACUGCCAUCGAAGCGAUUGAGAGCGCUCACCGCCUGGAGCUGCAGAAGGAGGUGCAGAGGAGGCAGCAGUCCGAGAGCAGCACCGGAGACGAUCACCUGGAGCAGGUCUACCGGCGCCACAGCGAGGAGCUGGCCUGGUGUCAGAGGGAGCUGGAGGCUCUGUCGCAGCAGUACUCGCUCAAGUGUCUGGAGAACAGCCACCUGGGGCAGGCGCUGGACGCGGAGAGGAAGGCCUUGUGUCAGUGUCAGCAGGAGAACCAGGAUCUCCGGACCAGGAACCAGGAGCUGAGCAGCCACCUCGCCGCCGAGAUCGCUCGACUGUGUUCGCUCGCCAAGCAGGAGGACCCAGCGCUCGCUCAGAGGACCGACGUCUACCAGAUGGAGGUCACUUUGCGAGUGAAAGAGUCGGAGGUCCAGUGUCUGAAGCAGGAGCUCACCUCGCUGAAGGACAACCUGCGGGCGGCUCAGAAGGAGCGGAGGAGCGCCGCAAAGAUGUACAAGGACACGUACGGCGAGCUGAGCGUGGUCCGAGCCAGGGCUGAGCGAGACAUGGAGGAGCUGAGGGAGAGGCUGAGGCUGGCCAACCAGGCGCUGACGUCACCAUGACCUGCUCCUGGUGACUGCACUGAACAGUGCUUACAUUCCUCCUCCCAUCUUCAAGGUUGAGUCAUCGCAGAAGUCUGUUCCUCCGUCUUUAAUUUAAUGAUCAACUAAAUUAAGAUAUAAUGCACCACGUUAAUCACUCCCACGCGUUGAGUUACUCUGCAGAAGCUUGUCUUCACCUGCUGGAUGCUGUUUUAACGACUAGUCUGAGCAUGCACGGGUCAAUACUGUACAGUCAGCCAUGUUUGUAGUCUUCCUGUAACUUAUGAUUGUUGUAACUUGUUCCUGCACUUUCCCAAUAAAUC
This is a messenger RNA of Synchiropus splendidus (mandarinfish), 4762 nucleotides long. Its product is annotated as myosin phosphatase Rho-interacting protein-like. Gene Ontology annotation, cellular component: actin cytoskeleton. NCBI's taxonomy places the organism in Eukaryota, Metazoa, Chordata, Actinopteri, Syngnathiformes, Callionymidae. Gene Ontology annotation, biological process: actin filament organization. The coding region runs from base 48 to 4460 and encodes 1470 amino acids. The transcript has 21 exons. The record is from RefSeq and is a predicted model, not a curated record. Gene Ontology annotation, molecular function: actin filament binding.